Molecule: messenger RNA, 615 nt
Organism: Gongylonema pulchrum
Lineage: Eukaryota; Metazoa; Nematoda; Chromadorea; Rhabditida; Gongylonematidae
Source: the annotation of a GenBank genome assembly
AUGGCUCGAAAUGCUGAAAAGGCAAUGACAGCAUUGGCCAGAUGGCGGCGAAUGAAGGAGGAAGAGGAGAAAGGCCCAGUUGCGAAGCGCCCAAAUGAUGUAUAUGAAUGCACAGUUUUAAAUGACGCUGAGCGAUAUCGCAAACAAGUGACGAUGGAGAUCGCAAAGAAAAUUGCUUUAAUACAAAACCCCGGAUUGGGUGAAUUCAAAAUUCGGGAUUUAAACGAUGAAAUCAACAAACUGUUGCGUCUGAAAUAUGCUUGGGAGACGAGGAUCAAAGAGCUCGGUGGCCCAGAUUACAGAAGAAUUGGUCCCAAAGAACUGGAUCGAGAAGGGCGUGAAGUAGCCGGAAACAAAGGUUACAAAUAUUUUGGAGCAGCGAAAGAUUUGCCUGGAGUUCGGGAGCUUUUCGAGAAAGCCGAAAUUGUUGAACCACGAAAGAAUCGUACCGAGCUGAUCAAAUUUGUUGACGCUGAUUAUUACGGUUACAUGGAUGACGAUGACGGUUUGCUGGUACCACUGGAGAUGGAUGCUGAAGCGAAAGCUCGUUUGCAGGCCGAAAAGGUUUGGAAUAUUUCGUGUCAUGCAAUGCUGUUUUAUAUUAACCAAUGGUAA